Molecule: messenger RNA, 4432 nt
Organism: Uranotaenia lowii
Lineage: Eukaryota; Metazoa; Arthropoda; Insecta; Diptera; Culicidae
Gene: Nca
Product: neurocalcin homolog
Exons: 5
Coding region: 1133-1705 (190 amino acids)
Molecular function (GO): calcium ion binding
Source: RefSeq, a predicted model, not a curated record
UGUAUGGGCGAGCAAGUUUGCUGCGGUACGUUCUUUGGCCAGGGUUCCUUCGAUUUUGCUUGUUGGUCGGUGAUUGAGCGAAGUUAAGCGAUUUUCGGUCGUCUACUGGUGUCUAGUUAUCGAGAAUUGCGGUGCGUUCUGUUUCUAUCGUGAUCUUGUGAUUUAUUACCGUGUGAUUAGUGUUUCGAGCCACGGGUUCCCCGGAAAGUCCAAUUCGAUCCCAAACGAGUCCUGCAAGGAGUCGGGUGCUGCGUGUCGAUAUUGGCCAUCCAUAUAGUUUCCAAUAAGAGCAUCUGUGCAAGUCAGGAGCGAAAGAAAAAGAAAACCUUAGGGGAGGAAAAACAAAAAAAAUUGACUAGAAAUCGUCCAAGAAAUUUGUCUUCGUGUUUUACGUGAUCGCGAUUUAAAGGUCUUAGCCUGCUAAAAAGGUGUCCUUCGAGUAGGUCCACUGAUAAAGAUUUCUCAAAAGACCUGACCCAAGAAGAUUUAUUGUCGUGACAACAAUUACAGCGGGAAAUUGUGCUAGAAACACAACCAGCUGAAGGCUGAAUUUAUCACUAUCCUCCACCAACGGCAGGACCCUCCCACCCCGAAAACCCCAUCGCCAGAACCUGGUCCUGGACCCGGAAAACUGCUAGAGGAAGUACAUAUCCUGGAACUUAUCCCUCCCCCCGACCCGGACUUCUCCCCCGCACAUCACCCUCCUUCAAUCAACCUUGACAGCAAGGAAAAAGGUGCCAUCUGAAGUAGGACGUCGUCACAGAAAAACAGGAGCAAGCCCGAAGGCCACGAAACCGCACCACGGCGCUAGUCUUCACUUUUAAUUAAGGUCCCAGGCCCAGGAAAAAAAAGCUUUGUAAUAAAAGAAAAGUGGAAGCAAAUCCCGAAAGGAGGGAACUCAUCCGAAGGGCACGCGUAGUUCCACCUGUCCUCAACCGCCCCCUCUUAAGCCAGUUGUUCCCAGGGAAACGAAAACAAAAGUUUAGAUUGUCCCCUCCGGCUGCUCACCUUCAAAAAUCUUCCCGGAGCAGCAGUUCCGAAAGAAUCUGCUCUCAUUGCGGAGCAGCAGGAAUUGCAAGAAGUAGCUAACUAACCGGAUAACGUCAGGCAACCACAAGCAACAGCAAGCAACAUGGGCAAGCAGAACAGCAAACUGAAGCCGGAAGUGCUGGAGGAUUUGAAGCAGAACACAGAGUUCACAGAUGCUGAGAUACAGGAAUGGUACAAAGGAUUCCUAAAAGACUGCCCCAGUGGCCACUUAUCGGUAGAGGAAUUCAAAAAGAUCUACGGCAAUUUCUUCCCCUACGGAGACGCGAGUAAGUUUGCAGAGCACGUGUUUCGAACGUUCGACGCCAAUGGUGACGGCACGAUCGACUUCCGGGAGUUCCUGUGUGCCCUGAGCGUCACCUCCCGCGGCAAGCUGGAACAGAAGCUCAAGUGGGCCUUUUCGAUGUACGACCUCGACGGCAACGGCUACAUCUCCCGACAGGAAAUGCUGGAAAUCGUAACCGCAAUCUACAAGAUGGUUGGAUCCGUGAUGAAGAUGCCCGAGGACGAGAGCACACCGGAGAAGCGGACGGACAAAAUCUUCCGGCAGAUGGACCGCAACAAGGAUGGCAAACUGAGCCUGGAGGAGUUCAUCGAGGGGGCCAAGAGUGAUCCGUCGAUCGUUCGGCUGUUGCAAUGUGAUCCGCAGGCGCAGUGAGCAAUUCCAAACUUUCACGCCAGACGCCGACGUCACUGUCGCUAUCGCUGGCGUCGGCGUUGGCCCACUUUGAACACUAUCUACACCACAACCACAACAACAAAAUCAACAACCACAACAACAACUACUAGAACUAUUACCACAAGUCAUGCUACUAAUACUACUACAAAUACUACAACAAUUGUUACAACUACGACCGCAACUUGUGCUGUUAGGGCUAACACAAGCAAUGAUGAAAAGAAACGUCAAGUCGAGUCGAGUAGGAGCGGGGAAAGCGAAGAAAAUCGCCUGGCAGCCGAUCUGCUAAACGCUGCUAAAAGCAACCCAAAUUACAUUAAACCUAAUUAUUUCAACAUUUUACCCCUAUAUAACAAUAUUUAUUACAAAUCACAGUUAAUACUUUACAAAUUGAAGAGAAUGAUAAAGUGUUAAAAUAAAAUAAAAACAAAUUCAACGUAAGAGUACAUCACAAAAGUUUAAACACAAAACAACUAAAGAAAAUCGUAAUCGUAAGCAAAUUUAAAAUAAAUUAAAAGAAAAAAAAAAAAAAAAAGUGAAUCGUUAAAUCAGCUGCUGAUUUUUUUUAGAUAUACACAUAAACAAAACUGCAUAGGAGAAAAUUUAACAGCAACAGUAACUACAAACAAAAUAACAACAAACAAAAACAAAUGAGCGCGAGUUUGAAUGUAAAUAUAUUUUAAAUUGAUAUUUCUUUUCAUCGCUUCGAAUCCGCUAGAAGAGAAAACAUAACAUGGCUUCCAAUUCUAGUGUCUCUCUAUCUCUACAUUACACCCAAUUGUUAGUAGAAGUGAAAACAAACAACGGAAACAAACCUACACAUACAAAGCCAGAACACAACAAACCAAUACAACAGCAAACACAACCAUUGUUUUUAACAACUUUUGUUUGAUUUCAUUUAAUUGUAGUAAUUUUUUAAACCGUAUGGAUGCUCCCACAUUAAAGUUUUAAUAGCUUUUAAGUCAUUAGAGUGCUACCCACCCAGAAAAGAAAGAAAAACUUCCUUUCGUUUGUCGAAUGUCUCUCAGUAAGUUUUAUUUCAGUGUCGCGCUUGAUUAUAUGAUAAUUUAAAUACAUUUCGUUAUCCGUUUUAUUUUCCGUGUAAGUUAAAUUUUUAUCAAUCGAUGCCUUGUAUUCUACGGAAUUUUCGCUGUUUUUUAGUUUAGUUUUUUUCUUGAUUGAUUUUAAGUUUUCCCUCGAAUAUUCACAGAUGUCACAACCAUAAACAAAAAUCCUCUUUCCUUGACAAACACUGGGAAAAAUACCUUUCCUUGCUUGUGCGUGAAGAAGUCGGUUAAAAAUUGCAGAAUUUUUGGUCUCAAUUUUUACAUAAUCCAGUUGAACAUUCAGUUCAACACAACCCAGUUGAACAUACCUGGCAAUUUUGUCACCAUUUAAGUUUAGUACUUUUUCCAUUUCAGUGCCAUUUUUUUCUUAGUAAACUCAACCUUACCCAUAUGGAUUAAGACUUAACAUAGUUCCUGGAGAAAAAUCCUGACAUACUUGCUUUCGAGACUAAAAAUCCCACGGUAAAAUAUCUAACUGAUCAAUUUUCAACCCACUUCUUCAGAAAUUCACCGGCGCAAUAAUAAAAAAAGUCCAGUAAAGGCCUAAGCAACAACUUAAAAAUGUCUGAACAAAUCAAACAAAACUGAGGGGAAAACAGUCUCUGAAAAUUGUAAACAUUUUCAUUGCCAACAAACGAAAAAAUAAACACAAAUUACUCGCUGCCUCCGCGAAUUCACAUCAACAACAACUGAAAUUAAAACGACAAGCCUAAAUGGAGUUUGAAAUCAAAUGUAAAGCAAAAAAGGGAAAAUCCACGAUCGAGAGGAUCUUUCUUUAUGUCGGAUCGAGACCAAUAGUGGUGACCCCUUUCGAGGGAAUUCUAACUGCUAUAUUUAUUCUAGUUAUCGUGUUAGUGUAUUUAAACUUUAUUGUUCAAUUUGCAUCUGAAAGGAAAGGGAGUGAACAUAAAAAAAAAUACAAGAAGACAUGUCAGAUGUUCACAAACACUGAAAAAAGAAGAGACAAAAAAUCAACAAAAGGAAUUGAUCAAGGUUGAGGAAAACGAACGAGAUAAAAAUUGAUGGAUGAGAUUUGUUGGUCAAACAAUAAAAAUUACUAUGAUGAUGAUGGUGGUUAAACUUUCGAUAAAUAACUAAAUGCUCCAAUCGAUGAAAGGACUACACUGAAUGUUUUUGAUAACUUAUUUUUUGUGUGAGUGUACUGAUAGAAAACAAAAAUAAAUAAAUUUCCUAGAUUGAAAUAUUUUCUUCAGAUGGUGAAAAUUUUCAGUUGGAGGCAAUAAUAUUCUUGAUUGAACCUAAUUUCUUUCAGUUAUAAGGGUCCUCCUGAAAAAAAUUCUAUUAUUUAUUAUGUUGCUUUUAAUUCUAGUUCUACUCUACAUCAUAUCGUAUUGCUAUUUAUUUUAAGUUAUCAUCAUCACACAUCCUAUUUCUAUCAUAAUAAAAUAUUUUGGGUUGCAUGCCACAAACAUAACAGUGAACAGAAAAAAAACACGCGCAUACACAACUCAACUCAAAGCUGAGCAGAGAAAAUAAACAAAUAAUCAGAACCACUAUAAACGAAUCACAAGCGUCCCAGUCCCACUAUUUUUUUUUCUAAACUAUACCUUUUAUGUUAGGAACAAGUUUGUACAGCAUAUUCAAAAUAAAUUUAAUAUUUUCUUAUUUUAUUUAUUACGAA